AUGGCGAAAUCCAAAGACUCCAAACCUGCCGGCGGCAAAGGCGGCGGCAAGGCCGACACCAAGGCUGAUAAGUCGAAGAAGGGCGGCGGCAAGGGCAGCAACUCCAAAACCGCCGGUGCCGCCGACAGCAGUAGCGACACCAAGGCUUCUAAGCUCAAGGGCAUGACCAUCAACGUCAGGCAUAUUCUUUGUGAGAAAUUUGCCAAGAGCGAAGAGGCUAUCGGCCGGCUGAAUAACGGUGAGAAGUUUGACGUCGUGGCGAGGGAGAUGUCCGAGGACAAGGCCAAGGCGGGUGAGUUCUCUUUGUUCGCUCGGCUGGAAGUCCAAGGGGAGUCUGGACCCUCAGUUUGA
Molecule: messenger RNA, 351 nt
Organism: Chaetomium globosum CBS 148.51
Lineage: Eukaryota; Fungi; Ascomycota; Sordariomycetes; Sordariales; Chaetomiaceae
Exons: 3
Coding region: 1-351 (116 amino acids)
Molecular function (GO): peptidyl-prolyl cis-trans isomerase activity
Source: RefSeq, a predicted model, not a curated record